Molecule: messenger RNA, 2404 nt
Organism: Prinia subflava (tawny-flanked prinia)
Lineage: Eukaryota; Metazoa; Chordata; Aves; Passeriformes; Cisticolidae
Product: early activation antigen CD69-like
Exons: 4
Coding region: 1-855 (284 amino acids)
Source: RefSeq, a predicted model, not a curated record
AUGGCAGCGAGGGGCGGGCUCUGCCCGCGGAAGGCUCUCAGCCCCCCUUGCCCUGAAGGAAAACCCUUCCCGCCCUUUGCGGCGUCUCCAUGGCCCAAGAGCCCCGUGAGGGGCCGUGCCCGCGCUGGGCCUGAGGCGAGAAAUGCGGAGCGGGACGGGCCGCGGUCGCCCCUCAGCGCGCCAGAACGAGGCGUGGCUCAGUGUCCCUGGGCUCCAAGCCGCCAGGACAGGGCUGCCGCUUCUUCCCCUCGGGAGGCUGAGCCCGAUCCGCAGCUGCUCCUUUCCGGCACUCGGCAGCUCCCAGGCGCUGUCACCGCCGGUCCCGGCCCGGGGCUCGUCUGCUCACACCUGCCUCGGGCGCAAGAAGCCACCUGUCCUAAGCAGGAAGGUGCCACUGCUGAGUGUGCGGUGAAUGAAGAUGUGGGGAAUGAGUUCUGCUCCAGCACUGGGAGUGCGAAGCAGCCCCCGAACUCCCAGAACAGAUCAGAAGCUGUGAACGCACGGAAGAAACCCCGACAAUUCCUGGGCGAGAGGUUCAGAUCCCAUCCCAAGGUCGCCCUGGUUCUGGCCCUGCUCGUGCUCCUGGUCGUGGCUUUGGUGUUGGCCUUGGCUCUGCGGUCAGGAGUUUCUCUUCCGCCUCAGUGGGAAUGUCGAUUACUGGCUCGGGCUGUGCAGACGGGGGGAGCAGCUGCAGUGGGAGGACAGCAGCAGCUUCUAGUCCUCGAUUUUUCAUUCCCAAGGAGUGUCCGGAUGGAGGAGGAAGAAAAGCCUCGGAGAUCCUGCCUGAGGAGGGGCUGCAAACCCAGCGCAGGGAGCUGCGAGGAGGAAAGACCCCUGUUGCCUGGAAUGCAAUAAUCAACGACACAGAGGCAGAGGUCUUCAGCGAAAGCUGCUCCCCACCGAAAAAAAAGGGCUCAGCCUGUUUAUUCUUUUCCUUUUAUAAUCUUGUGGGUUUGGGAGCACAUUGGCUCCUGGGGUUACUACCCCUUCACCCCACUGGCCAGACUAGCUGUCAACCAACAUUAUUUUCAGGCUGGAAAUAUGUAAGCAAAGGACUGAACAAAAACAAGAAGGGUUGUUUAUGUUCUAAAGCCUGAGAAAGUGAAAGACUGACCCUUAAUAUUGCAACAGUAGCUAAAGAACUGACUCCAUCUUACAAGCAAGUAGAAGGCUUCAAAAAAUCUCAGAAAAAAGAGGGCAACAGACCCCCCCCUGUGCCAGGAGGGCAGCCGGAGAUGCAGGCGGAGCUCAGAGCUGGGGGAGAAGCCUGAUGGAGGGGAGAAGCCCCACAAGUGCCUGGAAUGUGGGAAGGGUUUCAGCUACAGGUCCAAGCUGAUCUAGCACCAGAUGAUCCACAGUGGGGAAAAGACCUAUGGGUAGGGGAAAUGUUGGAAGAGCUUUGGGUGUAUCUUUGCUCUCAUCUGGCACCAAGUGAUCCACACUGGCCCUACACCUGCCUGGAAUGUGGGAACAGCUUUAGGGGUAGCUACCACCUGAGAAAACACCAGCACAUCCACACUGGGGAGAGGCCCUACGAGUGUCCCCAGUGUGGGAAGAGUUUCUCACAGAGCUCAACCUUGACCCAACACAAACAGAGGCAUCACCAAGGGAAGCCCUGCGAGUGCCCCGAGAGCGGGAAGAGCUCCGUGCACUUCUCCAGCUCCAUCCCCCAUGGCAGGAUCGGCGUUGGAUGAUCCCCAGUGACCCCCGUUGGGCAGAGCCCUGGUGAUCCGUGGUCCUGGUGUUCUCCCCUGGCUUUGGGGAAGGUGUUGUUGGAGAGAUUUCUUUCCCUUCUCCUUGUCCUGCUGUGCUUUGGUUGGCAGUAAAUUCCCUCCCUGAGCCCAGGCUGGGUCUGUUGUGCCGGUGCUGGUGCUCGGGGAAGGAUUUCUCUCCUCCUCGCCUCUCCUCAGCCAAUCAGAGAAGGCGAUGAACAAGAUUCAGCCAAUCAGAGCGAGCAGGUCUGAUGACUCACCGGUUGCCAGGCAGACCCGCAGUGCCCGGUGUUCCUCUCCUGGACCCCACCCUCCCCACCCAGUCCAGGCUCUCCUGCAGGGUCCCCCCAAGACCCUCCCGGUGCUCCCCAAUAAACGGCGCUGGGGUGAACUGGUGUGGGGACUGACAAUGGUCUGAACUGUAGGCAUCAGGCAGCCACAGUGUCUGUGUGAAAUCAUUCACAUAAUACCUUCAGACAGGCUUGAGAUAGUGGCCUGGGAAAAAUAAAGGAGGAACAAUAACAAUCCUUGGGAAGUGAAGAACAAUCAGCAGGUGGUGUUUUCCCAACGUGUUUACUGGCAAAGAUGUUUACAAAGAGGUGUAAGCUAUAACGAGCAAUCAUAUGAAUUGUACUGAAGUACUGUAUAAAAAGAGAACUCAGAAAACAAAGAUUGCUCUCAUUUUUGCUCUA